UAUUCCAAAACAUUCACUUAUGUUUAUUUUGCCAAAUAUUAUUUUAAAUUCUUUAAACUUAUACAACUUAUAAAAUAUGAUAAACUGGAUAAAGUGGAUUGUUUAACUUUGUUAAAGUUUCCAUCAGUCUGAAUGAGGUAAAAAAACGAAAAAAAAAACCGUCUCCAGCUCACCCACCUGCUGCUAUUAAGAUUUUAUUUACACAUACUUUCACCUUUCAUACUUAAAAAAACUGAAGCCUUCAGUUUUUUUAAGUAUGAAAGAUGAGUAUGAGAGUUAACUCUCUUCCCCUGCCGGAACGGAAAUUUACGGUGUGACACCCAGCGGCAGUAAACAAUGAAAGCGCGAGCAGCGUUAGGAGUUAGCUUGAAGAUGGCGGUGUAGUCGUAUCGCAGAUAAAUAUUUCAGUGGUAAUAAGCAACAAUGUCUUCAGUUCAGUAUCUGAGAGAGUUUGUCAACGAGCGACUAACUGCUGCUGCUGAAGAAAUAUUCGGAGUCUUUGAAAAAACUAUCGUCGAGUACGAGGAAGAGAUCGAUCGUCAGCGCAGACUGCUGGAUAUCGUUUUGAAACCCGAAGUAAAGCUACACAGGACAGAGCUCCCACAGCAUCAUGUCUGUAAGGAGGAGGAGGUUCUCACUGACCAGCAGCUCUGUGACCAGGAGAGGAACUCCAGUCUGGACCAGGAGGACCCAGAGCCUCCACAGAUUAAAGAAGAAGAGGAGGAACUCUGCACCAGUCAGGAGGGAGAGCAGCUUGUACUGAAGCAGGAGACUGAUACCUUUAUGUUGACUCCUACUAAUGAGGAAAGUGACCACCAGCUCCUCUCUCACAACUCUCCUGUAGCUGAGAGCCAAGAUCAGGAAGGAAGUAAGCAUGUAGACCCAGAAUCAACUAGAAAUGGAGACACACUACCAAAGAAGAGACAUCACAAAAACACAAGUCACAGUGACAACAUUUAUAACUUUCCCACAACAAAGAGUCACUGUAACACUCAGACAGGUGAAAAGUCUAUAAAAUGUGACACUUGUGGAAAGGAUUUUAAGUAUAAGUCCAAAUUGAAAAUACAUCAGAGACGCCACACACGUGAGAGGCCAUAUUGCUGUAGCACUUGUGGGAAAAAAUUCACUCAGACAUCAUCAUUGAAAAAUCAUUUAAGAAUCCACACAGAUGAGAAGCCAUAUUCCUGUAGCACCUGUGGGAAAAAAUUCAGGUGGCCAUCAAUAUUGAAAAAUCACUUAAGAAUUCACACAGGUGAGAAACCAUAUUUUUGUGAAACAUGUGCGAAACGUUUCACUUUUCGUGCAGACUUGUUGGUCCACAUAAGAACCCACACAGGUGAGAAGCCGUACACCUGCAACACCUGUGGGAAAAACUUUCGUCAUAGGUCAGUUUUGAGUAAGCAUACAAAAACACACACAGGUGAGAAGCCUUAUUCUUGUGAAACAUGUGGGAAAGAUUUCAAAACUUCUUAUGAAUCCUUCAUCCACAUGAGAAUCCACACAGGUGAGAAGCCGUACACCUGCAACAUCUGUGGGAAAAAUUUUCGUCAUAGGUCAGUUCUGAGUGAGCAUACAAAAACACACACAGGUGAGAAGCCUUAUUCUUGUGAAACAUGUGGGAAAGAUUUCAAAACUUCUUAUGAAUCCUCCAUCCACAUGAGAACCCACACAGGUGAGAAGCUGUACACCUGCAACACAUGUGGGAAAAACUUUAGUGACCAGUCAGACUUGAGUAAGCAUACAAGAACCCACACAGGUGAGAAGCCGGAACUCUGUCACAUCUGUGGGGAAAGAUUCAGUCAGAAGACGCACUUGGCAAAACAUCUAAUGAUCCAUACAAAUAUAAACUCAUAUACUCACUGAAGGUGUGGGAGAGCUUUCCAACUUAGUGGGGAAUUGACAGUACACAUGAGAAGAGCCUUGGAAAAAUCUUUGUGUUACAGUGACUGCACAGUGUCUAUGAAUGUAAAUGACUGAACUCUUGAAUACUAUUAAUUUUAAUAUUUUCGUACUCUAACUACUAUUCUAUGAGUGGAUCUGUAAUGUCAAAGGUGAGAAACCCUCAAAGGCUGUUGUGUCACUUAUGUGGUCAUCUUACCUACUAGUUCUUUUUGUCUAGUGGAUGUGCCUUCAUUUUAUGUUUUUAAUAAUUUUGUGAUUGAAUCAGUUGGAUGGAAUUUGUAUUUUCUCAUCUUUUAUAGGUGACAUACAAACGCAAGUUGUAGAAGAUGAACUACAUUGUUUUGUAAAACGUGCUAUACAAAUAAACUAACUUUUGUCAAAUA
This is a messenger RNA of Seriola aureovittata, 2285 nucleotides long. RefSeq names its product zinc finger protein OZF-like. The coding region runs from base 424 to 1863 and encodes 479 amino acids. Gene Ontology annotation, biological process: regulation of transcription by RNA polymerase II. The transcript is spliced from 2 exons. Gene Ontology annotation, molecular function: DNA-binding transcription activator activity, RNA polymerase II-specific; RNA polymerase II cis-regulatory region sequence-specific DNA binding. The record is from RefSeq and is a predicted model, not a curated record. Gene Ontology annotation, cellular component: PcG protein complex; nucleus; transcription regulator complex. Lineage: Eukaryota; Metazoa; Chordata; Actinopteri; Carangiformes; Carangidae.